AUGUUGUAUGUGCAAAGGUUCAUCAACGUGGAGCAUGUCAUCUGCGAAAUAGAAGCCCGGAAUACUCCUAUCGUAGUGGUAAGCGGAGAGAUAAAAGUCGUAGUAGUAGUGGUGGUAGAAGCAGAAGUAGUAGUAAUAAAAGCAGAAGUAGUAACAGCGGUAGAAGCAGGAAUAGUAGUAUUGGUAGAAUCAGGAGUUGUAACAGUGGUAGAGGCAGGAGUAGUAACAAUGGUAGAAACAGUAGUUGUAGCAGUGGUAGAAUCAGGAGUAGUAACAGUGGUAGAAUUAGGAGUUGUAACAGUGGCAGGAGUUGUAACAGUGGUAGAAUCAGGUGAUGUAACAGUGGUAGAGGCAGGUGAUGUAACAGUGGUAGAAUCAGGUGAUGUAACAGUGGUAGAAUUAGGAGUUGUGACAGUGGUAGAAUCAGGCGUUGUAACAGUGGUAAAAUCAGGAGUAGUAACAGUAGUAGAAGCAGGAGUUGUGACAGUGGUAGAAUCAGUGGUAGAAUCAGGAGCUGUAACAGUGGUAGAAUCAGGUGUUGUAACAGUGGUUGAAUCAGGUGUUGUAACAGUGGUAGAAUCAGGAGUUGUAACAGUGGUAUUAUCAGGAGUUGUAACAGUGUUAGAAUUAGGAGUUGUAACAGUGUGUAGAAUCAGGAGUAGUAACAGUGGUAGAAGUCAGGAGUUGUUAACAGUAGUAGAAGCAGGAGUUGUAACAGUGGUAGAAUCAGGAGUUGUAACAGUGUAG
Penaeus monodon (black tiger shrimp) is the source of this 747-nucleotide messenger RNA. RefSeq lists its product as uncharacterized. Bases 1 to 747 code for a protein of 248 amino acids. NCBI's taxonomy places the organism in Eukaryota, Metazoa, Arthropoda, Malacostraca, Decapoda, Penaeidae. The transcript has 5 exons. The record is from RefSeq and is a predicted model, not a curated record.